AUUCAAUCUAGUUUUGUCCAACAACAGCAAAAAAAAAUCGUAAUUGACGCGGACAAGCUCGCGCGAGAGAGUGACGACACCACUAAAUCGAGUUAUUUUCACUGUUAUUUUUAAUUAAAAACCAACCGCACUUCAACAAGUGUGGCACACUCGGGGGUGAGCAAAACGGACGAAUUCAGCCCUGUCUAAACACGACCCUCUAAAACUUCGCCAUUCAUCCGCUUUUAUUGUUAAUUAAAAAAUAAAUGAAAUUUUUCUUGGAAAUUAAUUUUAUAUUAUUUAAAUAAGAAAAUAUUUUAAUUUUAAUUAUAAUUAUAUGCUGGCAGUUUUUGAAUGAUUGCUUGAAAAAUUUUUGGUAAAGAAAUAAUAGAGAUUGGUCUUUUUUAUUACCAUCAAGGUCGUCGGCGCCUUGUUGGCCCUCUGUGAAUUUUAUUUUAAGGUCGUGACUAUAUUUACAUAAAAGUAAAACGUAAAACGAUAGGAAGGUAUCAUUAUCAAUUAUUUUUCCAUUCAUAUUACGCUGGGAUAAAAUGGGUACUCUUCAGGCAUUUAUUUAAGCAUUUAAAAUAAAUAAUAUUCAGUUUUAGUUUAAAAAAAAUUUAAUAAAAGUUUCACCCUUAAAGUGUAAUUUUGCUCUCGCGUGCUUUGCCGCUUUUGAACGGCGGCGUUUGGUCCCGCGAGCAGCCCCUCCCCGCAGCUGAGUUGUUAUCAGUCGAUAAAGUGGAGCGGUGCUGCACUCUGCAGCUGCACUUCAAGGCUCGUCGCUUUACUGUACAUAAUUUUAGAGAAACACACACACACACACAGGGAAACUUUAAAGUGACGUUUCACUCGCCUCUCGUGACUGACAAGAGCGAAAUGAGCUGAUUCUCGGAGCCGAGAAGAUCUCUCGUCCCUCGAUUGACCGAUGGUAUAUUUCUAAUUGGGGUGACUGGUGACGGGGGUGGCAGCCACCCCUCUGUGACGUCAACCUGAGAGGUGAAAGGUCGCGGCGCCCAAUUAAGAUGAACGCCCGCUGGCGGCAGGUGCUGCUGCUGGUGCUUUACUUCUUGGUGCUCAUGUUGGUGGCCAGGAUCAUCGACCUGCUCAUCUGGCACCUGCAGGGUCUGGCGCCCAACCAGGAAGUCGACCCGCGGCUCGUCCUCGGCGUCCGACAGCUCAAGGCCCUCCUGGACACCAGGGGGGUCGGCUACGCAGGCUGCGUCGAGAAACACGAACUCGCCGAACUCGUCUACAACUCUGGCCAAGUUGUGCACUCUGAGAUUGCUGUUUUGGAAACAUCGGAGAACGAGGUGAAGGCCCGAAUUGCAGCACCCGCCUCUCACUUCACUGGUGGGGCCCAUUUCUACGAAGAAGUCGAGGACACCAAAGACUCUGUAUGGCUUGUUCAGGUGGCACCUGAAGGGGCAGAGCCGCCUUUAGACGACUACAGCUGGCGGCUCGUCUGCGCCCACCUGGCCCCUUUUGCAAUCAGGACAGGUGUUUUCGACUGCAAGCUGGAUCGGAGAAGGUUGUGCACUGGGAAAGGGUGGCACGAACCGCUGCUCCUGUUAGCCCUGCCGAGGGGCACUCGAGCCAAGGACAAAGUGUUGAUGCAGAUUUUCAAGUCGACCAAGCCGCAGUCAAUUAUUGCGUGGGUGCGACAACAGUUGUCCGACAGGGUCGAGCGGCUCCAGAAUGUGUCAGAGGCGGCCAGCUGGGCCGAGGCGGCGGCUAAACCUGAGGCCGAUGGCCAGGUGCGCCUCCUGCUCAUCACCAAACUCUCCAGUCCACCUCUUUUCUUGGCCGCCCUCAGUGUCAAGUUUGCUGGACGAGUCCGCUUCGGAAUGCUACAAGUGAAGAAUAAAGAGGAGGAAGACGAGGCAAAGAGCAGUCUAGGGGCGAAGGACCGCACCACAUAUUUAGUGUCGACCCCGCAAGGGUCGUACAUGUACGGCUACGGCCGAGAGGAGCACCUCGACUUCAAGACCAUGCACAACUUCCUCAGGGCGGUGCAACCUGAGGCCAAUGACGCCCUUCUGGUGUCCCUGGCCCUGUGCCAGUUGCUGGCGGUGCUGCGCGCCGCCACCAAGCGCUCCCUCCUUGGCUGUCUGCUCACCAUCCUGGCGCACAACCUGGCCCUCCUCGCCGCCUGGCUUGCCAUCCUCACCCUCAGCAGGGCGCCGUUUCUGGCCACUCCAUGCACAGAGGCCUUUUCGUAUGCGAGCCGCUGGACGGCCCUUUCGAAACCAGGUCUCUGGCUCAGGGCCGACCUGAACCUGCUGGCGCGCUACCCAAAGGUGCUGCUCUGCACGCUGCUCCUCUUUCUGCUCUGCGUGCGCCACUGCUUUCUUGAAGAGCCCUCCGAGGGCACCAACUUCGGCUGGAGGCUGCUCAGUCAACUGCUGCCCAAUCCUACCUCAACCCUCACCAGCUUACGUCCUGAUUCCGAAGACGAGCGGAUGCCGAACCCCGAGGAGCUGUUGGUGCAGCGUCUGGCGGUUCCUGGCCUUUGGCUGACCCCGCUGGUCAGCGCCGACUACCUUCGGACCCUGGCCAGGUGGCGUCACAGGAUGGACGUCAAGCGAGACCCAAUGUCGCGCGCCCUGAUCGAGGACAUGAUGCGUCCUGGCAAGGAGGCCGAGUCCGAGGAGGACUCUGGUCCUCCGAAGGGCGCCCUCAGGGCGGCCGAGUGCGCCAUCUGCCUCGAGUCCUACGUGAAAGGGUCACUGUUGUGCGGGUUGCCCUGCGGCCACGCCUUCCACGAGGCGUGCAUCAUGGCCUGGCUGCUCAGGGACCACCACAGCUGCCCCUCCUGCCGGUGGCCGGCCUACAAACGCAAGAAGCACCACUGAUCAGCACACAGACUCUCUCAGUCACAGUCACACUGCCUUGAUCGGUAUUUUUUUUCUUGCUGGUUCCGCCGAGUGUGAUAUUUGUCCGAAGUGAAUUCCUCGAAGAUCUCGCCAACUUGAGUUGUUGAAACGCAGCCAAUGAUUUAUUAAUUGUAAUAAUAAUUAAAACACUGGAGGCAAGGUGUGUUCCCUAAUUAUAAUUUCAAGCUUUAAUUAAAAUUAUUAUUAAUCUUAAUGUUUUCGGUGCUCAUCGAAGGUGCUCAAAACUUAUUCACCCAGUUUUUAGUACGUAUGCGCUCAAAUAUAGUCUGGGCCUUUCCUCCAGUUCCACUGUGCUAGAAACUAUACACUCAAGUUAUAAUGAUUGGCAAUUUUUCUAUUAUUUUUUCUCACAAAGUCAUAUUUAAAAUUGCAUGCUAAAAGCAUCUGAGUGACAAUUGUUGAAACAGAACCAAAUUUAAAAAGUGUUUAACUUGAUAUAAAAUCAAAAUGUGUCUCUUUCACAUAAUCAUAGAAUUAAAAGUUGGCAAAUCCAAGUGAUUUGUUAGUUUUCUGUGAAUUAAUAAGUACUGAAAAUUUUGAAGCAAUGAACAAAAUUUGUUGAUGAAUAAAAAGUUGUGCGUAUGAUAUGAUGAUUUGCACCGAGGAAGAAAAAAGCGAGUGCCUCUCAUAGUAAGCACCGCGCCUUGUUCUGUUCAAAUGUGCUAGGCUAGUUUUAUCAGUUUAGAGGCUUUGCGUAGCAAAAAGAGUUACGAGCACAAAUGAGAGUGCGUCAUUUUUUUCCCUAUUAUUUGUGACGUUUGACACGUCGAUGCCAUUUUUAGAUAACAAAAUAAAGACAAUAGUCAAAUGAUAAUAAAAAAAUUAUCAUUCUCGGA
Molecule: messenger RNA, 3712 nt
Organism: Neocloeon triangulifer
Lineage: Eukaryota; Metazoa; Arthropoda; Insecta; Ephemeroptera; Baetidae
Product: E3 ubiquitin-protein ligase RNF103-like
Exons: 8
Coding region: 1005-2834 (609 amino acids)
Biological process (GO): protein ubiquitination
Cellular component (GO): endoplasmic reticulum
Molecular function (GO): ubiquitin-protein transferase activity
Source: RefSeq, a predicted model, not a curated record